This is a messenger RNA of Tachysurus vachellii, 1368 nucleotides long. It is a transcript of the gene kng1, whose product is annotated as kininogen 1. Gene Ontology annotation, biological process: positive regulation of cytosolic calcium ion concentration; negative regulation of blood coagulation; negative regulation of endopeptidase activity. The record is from RefSeq and is a predicted model, not a curated record. Lineage: Eukaryota; Metazoa; Chordata; Actinopteri; Siluriformes; Bagridae. Gene Ontology annotation, molecular function: cysteine-type endopeptidase inhibitor activity. Gene Ontology annotation, cellular component: extracellular region; blood microparticle. The coding region runs from base 152 to 1228 and encodes 358 amino acids. The transcript has 7 exons.
AUUACAACCCCAGCAGACAACCCCAGCAUUUGCAUUACAACCCCAGAGUGUGUAUCAUCAGAUGAUCAGUGCAGUGACAGAGUGUGGGUUAUUUAGGUAACUGAGACUCUUUAGCCACAGGGUAGUCAGGCAUGCACAAGACUUUGGAAUAAUGCAAGGACACAGCAUUUGGGUGAUUUUGGCCUUGUCAUGGCUUUUUUGCUCUGGAUCACAUGCGGACCAGGAGACCAGGCUUCAGUGUGAUGAUUUAAAUGUCUACGGUGCCGUGGAUUUGGUUCUUUCAGCACAUAAUAAAGGAUUAACUGAAGGAAACCAGCUGGCUCUGUAUCAGAUCAUUGAGGCUGCACAGUCCCAGAAUGAAUCAAGCAAUUUUCUCUCAGUACAUUUUACAGCAAGGGAAUCGAACUGCACAGCAGGAGAAGACAAAACCUGGCAGAAAUGUGACUACAUUCAAGAUUCCUCAAAGUUGCUCAGACAUUGUCAUGCAAGACUCCUGCUGAAAGAAACUCAAGAGAUCUUAUCACAUCACUGUUCAGUGGAGCCCCCACUCAUUGCAGAGCCACGGCCUCCAUGUCUGGGCUGUCCUGAGAGUAUCAGCGUGAAGAGUAGUGACAUUAAAGAGUCUCUGAGUUAUUCCCUUUCCAAAGCCAACGAAGUGAGCGACCACACGCAUCAUUUCGUCCUCAACUCUGUCGCCUGGGCCACAAGACAGGUGAUAGCCGGAUUCAGAUAUCAGCUCCAGUUUGACAUGCGGAAAAGUAACUGCAGUAAAGAAGACUUUAAGUACAUUACUGACGAGUGUCACCCAGACGCUACAGAACUGACAUUCAUCAACUGCAACUCGACUGUGGAUGUGGCCCCGUGGAGACAUGAGCUCCCUGGCAUUUCCUUAAAGUGUGAAUCUGGACCUUUACAAACGAGCCUUAUAACUCGCAGACGUCCUCCAGGUUGGAGUCCACUAAGGAACAUUCAUGACUUUGAGGUCAAACCUAACAAAAAUGAUUCAUCUGAAGAAUCUCAGGAGAGCAAAACACUUUCAGAAAGCCAAAACCCAACUACAGAGCUUAAGCCCUCUCUGUCCACAGAUGAGGCGCUCAGGCUUGAUAAUAGCACUUCCUUUAACUGUCCCAGCAAACCAUGGAAAGUUUUUGUUGUCAGAGCUAAUCCUCCACCUCGUCCUCGUCCUGACAUCCGUGAGCAGCCGCUUGAGUUAGUUCUUGAUCCAUAACCAACAUCCAUAGAAUCUACAUUCGAAUCCAUCUUUUAUCAAAUUUUGAACAAAGUAUUGCUGACAUUUCCAUAUACAAUUUUACAGUGAUGUAGAGUGAAUUAUUCUAUCUAAAUAAAGAGGAAAAUACACACCUUUAA